Molecule: messenger RNA, 786 nt
Organism: Octopus bimaculoides (California two-spot octopus)
Lineage: Eukaryota; Metazoa; Mollusca; Cephalopoda; Octopoda; Octopodidae
Product: protein CFDP2-like
Source: RefSeq, a predicted model, not a curated record
AUGUUCCCUGGCAUAUUUGAUGACCUACUCAGGGUUGAAGACACAAGAAAGACGGCCAUCAUUGACCGCGAACUAAAGAGGCUCAACAUGGAUAUUGCUGGACUGCAGGAGACAAGACUCCCCUCAAACGGCAAACUCAAAGAACAGGAUUUUACCUUCUUUUGGCAGGGAAGAGAUCCAGAGGAACUUCGUCAGCAUGGUGUUGGCUUUGCAGUGAGAAACUCAUUACUCUCCUCAAUGGAACCACCAUCAGGAGGCACUGAGCGUAUCCUCUCUCUGCGCUUCUUGAGCCCAUCUGGCUCAGUACAUUUACUGAGCAUCUAUGCUCCCACUCUUUACAGCUCAGAGGAGACCAAUGACCAGUUCUACAAAGAUCUCAACUGUGUCAUUAGAAACAUACCAACCAACGAAAACAUCUACUUUCUAGGAGAUUCUAACGCUCGCGUGGGAUCUGACCAUGACUCGUGGCCCAUUUGUGUCGGACAUUUUGGUACUGGCAACAUGAACGACAAUGGUCAGAGACUCCUUGGAUUUUGCACAUACCAUAACCUGUGCAUCACCAACACAUCCUUUACCAACAAGCCAUCCCACAAGGCAUCUUGGAGACAUCCAAGAUCUCACCACUGGCAUCAGUUGGAUCUCAUCAUCACACGAAGAUCCUUUCUGAAUUCUGUCCAACUGACCCGUAGUUACCACAGCGCGGAUUGUGACACAGAUCAUUCACUAAUAAGAAGCAGGGUGAGGAUUCUGCCUAAAAAAGUCCAUCACUCCAAGAAAAUGGGCUGA